UACAAGCUAUAAAACAUUCUUUAGUUUUCUGACUCUAUAUAUAUGUAUUCCAUUUUUUCCUGACUCGCUGCUUUAACAACCACAUGAAACAAAGAUGAACAGAGCCGGCGGCGGAGAUGUGGUAGAGACGGUGGUUAAAAGUCUUGGCAGAGGUUUCGAUAUAACGGCGGACUUCCGGUUAAAAUACUGCAAAGACGGAGACGAUGGAGAUGACAGAUUGGUUGUCCUCGACGAAACUCAAAACAGAGAACUGCAUGUUCCUGGUUUCGGAGCUCUUCAGAAUGUCUCCGCCGAUAUUAAUUGCGACAAAGGAGAACGCACUCGGUUUCGUUCCGACAUUCUUGACUUCAACAAGAUGUCGGAGUAUUUUAACAAGAGAUCAUCGGUGACAGGAAAAAUACCGUCGGGAAAUUUCAACGCGACGUUCGGGUUUCAAAGCGGGUCAUGGGCCACUGACGCCGCAAACGUUAAAGCUUUAGGUCUUGACGCUUCUAUCGUAACGCUCUUUAAUCUACAUAUACACAAUCCCAAUCGUUUGCGUCUCACUGAUCGCGUUCGAAACGCUGUUCCCUCUUCCUGGGACCCGCAGUUACUUGCCAGGUUUAUAGAGAAAUAUGGGACACACGUAAUAACUGGGGUGAGCGUAGGAGGACAAGACGUGGUUGUUGUGAGACAAGACACGUCCUCUGAUCUCGACACCGACCUCCUCCGCCACCAUCUCUACAAUCUCGGCGACCAAUUGUUCACCGGUUCUUGUCUUCUUUCUUCACACCGGCCUAAUAAGAAGGCUAAUCACAACUCACAAUCUCAGCCCAAGUUUCCAGAGGCGUUCAAUGUAUUCGAUGACAACCAAACAGCUGCUUUCAAUAAUUUUUCGAUAAAUUCCAAAGAUGGGAUAACGGUUAUAUGCGCCAAAAGAGGAGGCGACGGACAAGCAAAGAGCCAUAGCGAAUGGCUAGUAACAGUCCCGGACAAGCCAGACGCGAUCAACUUCAACUUUAUUCCGAUCACAUCACUGCUCAAAGACGUCCCUGGCUGUGGUCUUUUGUCUCAUGCCAUGUCUCUCUACCUUAGAUAUAAGGCGCCGUUGAUGGACCUACAGUACUUUUUGGAGUUUUCUGGGCCUAGAACGUGGGCUCCGAUUCAUAACGACCUUCCGUUUGGAGCAGCGCCAAAUAUGGCUUCGGCGUAUCCGUCACUUCACAUCAACUUCUUGGGGCCAAAACUAUACGUUAACACCACUUCUGUGACUAGUGAGAAGAACCCAGUAACAGGAAUGCGAUUUUUCCUCGAAGGCAAGAAAUGCAAUAGGCUGGCUAUACACUUACAACACCUAGAGAAUAUGAGGACAACGGUCAAUGAAAAGAUCACCGACGAUCAUAUAUGGAGAGGCUCCGACGAAAUCUCCGACAGCGACCGUUACUUCGAACCAUUAAACGGUAAGAAAUUCUCACACGUGUGUACGGCUCCAGUGAAAUAUGACCCAAACUGGAUCACAACAACAACAACCAACAAAAUCUCAAACAAUGUCGCCUACAUAGUCACGGGAGCUCAGCUAGAAGUGAAGAAACACGGCUCAAAAUCAGUUCUUCAUCUCCGUCUCCGUUUCACCGGAGUCUCUGAUCACAACGUAGUUAAGAAAGAGUGGGUCCAUGGACCAGGAACUUCAAAAAAAUCUGGAAUCUUCUCUACCAUGAGCUUACCGUUGACUAGUGGGAGUGUUCAUCAUAAUAUGGUUGAUAACAAAGACAAAAACCAGGUCGUUUUGGACUCCGGUGUCUUCCCCGGAGGACCACCCGUGCCGGCUAAUAACAAGAUUGUUAAGUUCGUGGAUCUGUCGCAGUUGUGUCGAGGACCUCAACAUAGUCCUGGUCAUUGGUUGGUCACUGGAGCUAGGCUUUAUUUGGAAAAAGGGAAACUUAACUUGCACGUCAAGUUUGCUCUGCUACAUCCCCAACGCGCCUCCUUGCCUCUUCUUGAAAAAUAGCUUUUCUUUUUUUGAUAAAACAUUUGAAUAGCAAAUUUUUUUUUUCAUAAAACAUAUAAAGAGCAAUAUUUUUUUUUUACACAGUAACUUGAUUUAUUGAUAUCAAGAGAUUAAGUU
This is a messenger RNA of Raphanus sativus (radish), 2104 nucleotides long. RefSeq names its product MACPF domain-containing protein At1g14780. The transcript has 8 exons. The coding region runs from base 95 to 1987 and encodes 630 amino acids. Gene Ontology annotation, cellular component: plasma membrane. Gene Ontology annotation, biological process: regulation of salicylic acid mediated signaling pathway; plant-type hypersensitive response. Lineage: Eukaryota; Viridiplantae; Streptophyta; Magnoliopsida; Brassicales; Brassicaceae. The record is from RefSeq and is a predicted model, not a curated record.